Messenger RNA from Punica granatum (pomegranate), 4725 nucleotides. The record is from RefSeq and is a predicted model, not a curated record. NCBI's taxonomy places the organism in Eukaryota, Viridiplantae, Streptophyta, Magnoliopsida, Myrtales, Lythraceae.
AACCCGACCCAAUUGUAUUCGGGUGGGCUUUCGCGGCGUGCACCGACUGCGAGUGCUUCUCUUCUCCUCCUCCUCAUCUGCCAGCCGACCCGCGGCGCGAGGUCGAAUUUCCUCCGGCGUCUCUCUCCUUCUUUCCGAUAUCUGAGACGGCGUGGCAAACUUGGAAGCAAGGAACACUGUGAGUGAGAGAGAUAGACAGGGUGACUGGGAGAGAGUCAGGAGAACCAAAAACAAAGGAGACCAGCUUCUUUGUUUUACCCUGCUUCCUCCUCCUCAUGAGAGAAGUAGCCAUGGAGAUGGAGGUUCGUGGUGUGGAUUUGGAGCGUGAAGGCGGUCGGUUGAGCUCGGUAGGUGAUGAUAGCAAUGCAGUGAUAUUGCCAGGGAAGAAAAGGAAAAAUGCUAAAGGAAAGAGUCAGGAUCCUCGGAAUGCAAAGAAGAAGAUUAAAUCCCCCGUCAUGAGCAAAUCUCGGAAAAGAAAGCUCAAGAAGCCGGAGGAGGAGAAGCGAAACAAGCUGCUGCUGUCUCAAAGUCUUGAAACCUUGGAGAAGUACAAGAUACCAGAGACUGCCUACUCAAUUUUGCAAUCAACACGGAACAUUGGGCGGGCUGAAACUAAAUGUGAGAAACGAAGCAAGGUUGUGCAGUUUUCUAAGGCCGGUCUAAGAGCUCCGUAUGAUCAAGAUUUUGGCAGUAGGGAUGAAGAUGAUGAAGCUAAUUCAACAUCCGAAACAGUAUGCAACAAUGUUCAUGGAAGAGACAGGCAGGAUCGUGGAGAGAAGAAGGGCCAAAUUAUGACAGCUCAAGUUCCAGUCUUGCCUGUUACACAUAUUGUCCACAGCAUCACAUCUGCACCUGCUGAUACAUCAAAUCCCUCACCAAUGCUUCAUACUCCUGAUGUGAGAGACAGCGAUGGAGCAAGGGGUAGGGUAGAUGAGAGACCAAAAGCAGUUGACAAGGAAAGCAGUCCACCAAACUCUUCUGGUUGUGGAACCUUUUCUGCUCCAACUGUGGUCCAUGUAUUGAGACCAAAGGGUGUGGAAGACACGAGGAAGGAUCUUCCAAUUGUCAUGAUGGAGCAGGAGAUAAUGGAAGCUAUUAAUUACCACUCGACAGUUAUAAUUUGCGGGGAAACUGGGUGUGGUAAAACAACGCAGGUUCCUCAGUUCUUGUAUGAAGCGGGCUUUGGUUCGAAUUGCUCCACUGCUCGAACUGGUAUUGUUGGCGUGACUCAGCCCCGUCGUGUUGCUGUCCUUGCAACGGCAAAACGUGUUGCCUAUGAACUUGGUCUCCGCCUCGGUAAGGAGGUUGGUUUUCAGGUUCGGUAUGACAAGAAGAUCGGGGACCACAGCUCCAUCAAGUUUAUGACUGAUGGAAUUCUGCUGCGAGAAGUUCAGAAUGACUUUUUGUUGAGGCGUUACUCUGUCAUUAUUCUGGAUGAGGCUCAUGAAAGAAGCUUGAAUACGGACAUACUCAUUGGAAUGCUAUCAAGAGUAAUUAAACUCCGCCAGGACCUGUUUGAGAAGCAACAGAAGAUGUUGUUAUUAGGACAGAAUGUGAGCCCUGAAAGUAAGAUUUAUCCACUGAAACUUGUGCUGAUGAGUGCUACCUUGCGCGUAGAAGACUUCAGCUCUGGGAAAAGAUUGUUUCGUUAUCCUCCUCCAGUAAUUGAAGUUCCUACCAGACAAUACCCAGUUACCAUACACUUCUCAAAGAGAACAGAGAUUGUAGAUUAUAUUGGACAAGCUUACAAGAAGGUCAUUUCAAUUCACAAGAGACUUCCACCAGGGGGAGUGCUGGUCUUUGUAACUGGGCAAAGGGAAGUGGAGUACCUAUGCCAGAAGCUUCGUAAAGCUUCUAGGGAGCUGGUUAUGAGAAGCAACCAUAGAAAUGCAGAAAAUGAGUCGGAUGCAGUCCCUGAAAUGAACUUGGUGGAGGGAAUCGAUAUGAAUGAAAUUGAUGAAGCAUAUCAAAUUGGUGAUAACCACCAGCAAACCGAUAGGUUCAGCUCUUACGAUGACGAUCAAUAUGAUAUCAGGGAAGAUGAAUCUGAUGUUCCGAAUGACUCAGAAUCCGAGAGUGAUUUUGAGACCGUGGAUGCUAAUGGUGUUUCAGGGGAUGAUAAGACUUCAGCAGAUGGCAAUCUUUCGGGAGUUCUAAACAAUGAGGGAACCCUUUCUUCUUUGAAAGCUGCUUUUGACGCUUUAGCUGGGAAAGUUUCAGCUAGUUCCAAUUCCAACACAGCAAAUAAGACAGAUCCUGUCGCUCUUCAGGAAGUCCCAGAUGCGGUCAAUCCUAACAUAUUGGAGGAGAAAGGAGGCAAAAACGGUGCCAGCAAUGGUCCAAUGCGGGUCUUACCCCUUUAUGCUAUGCUUCCAACGGCAGCUCAGCUUCAUGUAUUCCAGGAGGUCAAUGAAGGAGAGAGACUUGUGAUUGUUGCCACCAAUGUGGCUGAAACGUCUUUAACUAUCCCGGGAAUAAAGUAUGUGGUGGAUACUGGAAGGGAGAAGGUGAAGAAUUACAACUCUUCCAAUGGGAUGGAAACCUAUGAGAUAAAGUGGAUCAGUAAAGCUUCUGCUGCCCAACGGGCAGGAAGAGCUGGAAGAACUGGGCCAGGCCACUGUUACCGUCUCUACUCUUCUGCAGUCUUUCAUAACAUAUUUCCAGAUUUCGCAUUGGCAGAAAUAUCAAAGAUACCUGUCGACGGCGUUGUCCUCCUAAUGAAAUCAAUGGGUAUUGAUAAGGUAGCGAAUUUCCCAUUUCCAACGACUCCCGAGAAGACUUCACUGCUUGAAGCAGAACAGUGCUUGAAGGUUCUCGAAGCUCUUGAUAGCAAUGGGAAGUUAACAACCUUAGGGAAAGCCAUGGCCCACUACCCAAUGAGUCCUCGCCAUUCUCGAAUGCUCCUUACUGUUAUUCAGAUAAUGAGGACGGUAGGCAGUUAUACUCGAGCGAACCUUGUCCUAGGAUUUGCAGUCGCUGCAGCAGCAGCUUUAAGCUUGCCCAAUCCGUUUCUAAGGCCGAUUGAAAAUUCUCAGACUCAAGGAGAUGGAUUGGAAAAGCAGGAGGGAUCUGCACUGAUUGAUGGGGAAAAGGAAAAGGCCAUGGACAAGGAGGAAAAAAUGAGGAGGAAGAAGCUAAAAGAAACUGCUAAAUUGUCUCGUGCAAAAUUUCAUAACCCCACCAGUGAUGCUCUUACAAUAGCUUACGCACUCCAAUGCUUCGAGCUCUCAAGAGGUCAAGCGGAUUUCUGCAAUGAGAAUGCUCUUCACCUUAAAACCAUGGAAGAGAUGUCGAAACUGAGGAAACAGUUGCUCCAACUUGUGUUUUCUCAGAGAGGCUCGGAAGGAGAGGAAUUUUCGUGGACCCAUGGAACUGCAGAAGACGUAGAGCUUGCUUGGAGGGUCUCGUUCGAUAGGCAUCCGCUGCUGCUGAAUGAAGAGGGGGUACUGGGGCGAGCUAUUUGUGCUGGUUGGGCUGAUCGGGUUGCAAAGCGAACCCGAGGGAUCUCAGUGUCUUCGGAAGGAGAUAGCAGAGCCUGUGCAACGAGGUACCAGGCAUGCAUGGUUAAAGAAACAGUCUUCCUCCAUCGCUGGUCGUCUCUCUCGAGCUCGGCUCCUGAGUUCUUGGUCUAUAGCGAACUCCUACAAACAAAGCGGCCUUAUAUGCAUGGAGCGACUAGUGUGAAGUCUGAUUGGCUCAUUAAAUAUGCUGGUUCUUUAUGCAGCUUUUCUGCUCCUCUUACGGACCCGAAACCUUUCUAUGAUUCUCGGACAGACCGAGUACUCUCUUGGGUAAAACCUGCCUUUGGACCCCUCCUGUGGGAGCUGCCAUUGCAUAGUUUGCCCAUCAGUGAUGAGACCCAUCGAGUGGCUGUAUUUGCCUAUGCUUUGCUCGAAGGUCAGGUGCUUCCGUGCCUUAAAUCCGCUCGGAAGUUCAUUGCGGCCCCUCCGGCUACAAUCCUGAGGCCGGAGGGAUCGAGUCAAAAACGGGUGGGGAACCUUCUCUUUAAGUUGAAGGCUCAUAGAAUUGACUGCUGUGCGAGGUUAAGAGAUGCAUGGGAGGAGAACCCAAUGGAACUGCACUCGGAGGUUCAGGACUGGUUUCAGGAAGGUUUCCAGGAUCAGUUUGAAGAGCUGUGGUCACACAUGCUGAUGGAAGCCCAAUUAGAGAGCGAAGAACGAUUCCCGAAAAGAGAAAAGCGAGACAAGAAGAGGCUGCGUCGGUAGGAAUGAAUGCCUUUCCACUCCAGCUCUGGAGUCUACAGCACCAGAUUGAAUCCGUGCUUUGGACGAUCUGAGGUCUCUUUUGCAAGUUAUGUGACAUAAAGGGAAGUGAAAUCGUGGACUCGGGCUUGGAUUAUUCUCCUUGCAGGCAUACACUGGUGGAGGUUCAGGUGAAAGAAUGGAACAGCCUUUGGCUUGAGCCAUAAGGGAUGGCAAUCACAGGAGGUGGAGACCAGUCUGUGCGAGAAACCAAAGAUUUUCCUCUUCGAAACACACCGAAUUCCACGCCUGCUCCAGAAAAAUUUUCGGUGCUGAAGUAGUAUAUGUACAAAAAGGAGUCCAUAAUCCUGUUCUUCAUUGCGAUUAUAGAUCGUUGGAGGGUUCUCUAGGCAUACAUGAAUUCAUCAUGUACUGAUAAAUUUUGCUGUAAUAUUUUUUGGCUAUUUACUGAUAUCUGAGGAAUGACAAAGGGAAAAAAAGAAGUUCCCAGUUUUAGAUGCCA